GGUUGGGCCGCGCAGCGUGUGACGCCGCGGUCGCCGCGGAGCUGGGGAUUAAUGGGAAAAGUUUUGGCAGGAGCUGGAGAAUCCUGCGGAGCCUGCGGGACGGCAGCGGUGGCGCGAGAGGCGGCCAGGACAGGCUGACAGGAACUGCCCUGUAGAGGUCCAUCUGCGUUCAGACACAGAUGAUGCCAGAGCUAUGAGCGGGCUUGUAGGCGUGGUGCCGAGGGGAAAUCAGCCAUGGAGCAGCCACCGGAGGAAGCCCCUGAGAUCUGGGAAGAGGAGGAGAAAGAGGAAGUGGCAGAGGCAGAAAGAGCCCCAGAGCUCAAUGGGGGACCAGAGCAUGCGCUUCCUUCCAGCAGCUAUACAGACCUCUCCGGGAGCUCUUCACCACCCUCACUGCUGGACCAGCUGCAGAUGGGCUGUGACGGGACCUCGUGUGGCAGCCUCAGCAUGGAGUGCCGUGUGUGUGGGGACAAGGCGUCAGGCUUCCACUACGGCGUUCACGCGUGUGAGGGAUGCAAGGGCUUCUUCCGCCGGACGGUCCGCAUGAAGCUGGAGUAUGAGAAGUGUGAGCGGAGCUGCAAGAUCCAGAAGAAGAAUCGCAACAAGUGCCAGUACUGCCGCUUCCAGAAAUGCCUGGCGCUGGGCAUGUCACAUAAUGCCAUCCGCUUUGGCAGGAUGCCAGAGGCUGAGAAGAGGAAGCUGGUGGCAGGGCUGACAGCAAGUGAGGAAAAUCAGCAUAACCCACAGGUGGCUGACCUGAAGGCCUUCUCCAAGCACAUCUACAAUGCCUACCUGAAAAACUUCAACAUGACCAAAAAGAAGGCCCGCAGCAUCCUCACCGGCAAGGCCAGCCAUACGGCGGGGCGCCACCUUCCCAGAGGCUCCCAGGGAGUGCAGCCCUCAGCAGCCAGUGGGCUUGGCUGCAGUACGAGGCAAGCUCAGAGUAUGUUCCGGUGCUUUUCUAGCCAGGAAAUUUGCCCAAAGGGCCUGUCGCUGGGGGUUGAGCUGCCAAUUUGUUCAAGACCAGAAGGCAUCCCAGGUCUGCAGAUACUUCCAGCGAGGUUUCUGUUUCCAAGGAAAUCAAUGCAGCUGCUAACCACAAUCACAGCUACUCUCAGAAGUCUACUCCUCAGUCAAAUACUGUCCAGGAACUUGUGGCUCCACUUCACAGCUUGGGCCUUGAGAUGCAACAGAGGGAGCAGGACAGUCGGGACGUGGUGUGUGGCAUUUGCAUGGACAAGGUGUGGGACAAGCCAGAGGCUGAGCGGAUCUUCGGCAUCCUGCCCAACUGCACCCAUGCACACUGCCUUGGCUGCCUGCGCACCUGGAGGAAGAGCCAACAGGACUUUCCACCGGAUGUCAUCAAGUCAGUGUCACGAGUUCUCAGUGAGGGAGGGAAACUCCCCGCAGGCUUGGGGGCUGGCCUGUAGGCUGGUGACCAUUCUCCCACCUCCCACCACACCCCGCUCCAUAGGGCCUGUCCCCAGUGCCGAGUGCACUCCAGCUACAUCAUCCCCCACAAAUUCUGGGUGAGCAGGUAGGCUGAAAAGGAGGAACUCAUCAAGAAUUUCAAGGCUCGGACCAGGUGAGGCUGGCAGGGGCAAUAUGACUCGGGGUUAGGGAACAGGGGAAAACAGCCCCCCUUCCAUUCCAGCUCAGCCAUGCUUCUCAACCUGGAAGCCCCCAAAUCUUGGAAGUUCAGAGUGAUGGAGGUGGCAAGGGUGUGAGCUAUUUCCACUACUUCAGAAAACCCAAGGAGUAGUGGUGAGUGACAGGCAGCAGCAGGAGAGCAAGGCCACGGUCCUGUCCUAGCCUGGCUCAGGAUCCAUGCAGGGUAACUCUGGUUCUCUCAGUGCAAUGAGAAGCGCUGCUUGGUUUUUACUUCUGAUUUUUGUAAGAGGGAAGUAAGUUGAUAUUACUACAUGUUGUUUGCUUAGAUGAUCUUUGAAAACAUGGGGUCUCUGGGAAGGAGACCAAAAGACAGUGCUUGGAGAUGGGGGAAGUUUUUAAUCUCUUGGAGAGGGUCGGCAUUUAUCCCACAUCUGGAAUUAGCUACAAUCCCAUGUUCUUAAUUCCACCUUCCCAAAGGGCUUAGCGUGCUUGACAUAUGCAAAGUGUACUUGGAUAAAGGGUGGGAUAAAGAAGAAAGUCUUGUCUCUGCUUGUGAGACAUGGAACCUUGUGGUGAAGACACCUGGAUUUUGCCUGUGAACUGUAAUAGCUGCAUUAACAAAGUUACUGAGAAAAAAUGUGGGUGUGUCUCUCAGAGGGGAAGUGUGUGAGUUGGGUGUUGGAAGAGGCUUAGGGGCUCCUGAGGAAGAGAAAAAUGAGAGCACUCUAGUCAGAGAUAGGUUGAAGUGGGGAUCUACUGGCAGCUGGGAGUCCUUGGAAGUUAUCUAGGCCAGAGGGGAGCACCCAGGCCUGCCUAUGAUAGGAGACAGCAGAGAGGUAUUACUGUGUAUGAAAGACUUUGCACAUCAUAAACUCCAUGGAAUAGGGACUCUUACUGUCCUCAUGCUACAGAAGAAAUUGAGGCAUGGUCAGUGUGACUUGAGUGAGGAAGUGGGAUUUGAACCCAGACAUUCUGGCUCGGAGCACAUACUACAAGGAAUGGUGGGAGGAUAUUAACUAGAUGGUGAGGUGGAGAGGAAGAGCCCCACCAGGUGGCCAACUGACCAUGAAAUUGAAAGGAAAUCUAAGGUAACUUACGUUUCCAGCACUGGUGGCCACGGGAUUGCUACUGCCAUGUGAGAGCUGGGGGAGGGUGCUGAUGGGCCAUUUGGACAGGUUGAGGGUGGGGGUUUGUAGGGUAUAUAGAUGGAGGGGGUCCUGAUGCUAGGUUUGGUCAAAUGGUAGGAGUAAGAAGAAGGGAUAGUCAUAUAGAGGGCUUCCCAGGCUUCUCACUUGGGUGAUCAGUGGGGUCCUACGUUCACACAGACCUGUGUGAAGUGAGAAAGACAGCUGUGCUGGAAUCAAGCAGAGGGUGGUAAUGCAGGAAAAUGCUCCAACAUGAGCUCUGUCCUUUUCCCUGCUCUCGUCCGUCUUUCUCUGCAGGAAGAAAGCUGGUCCUACCAAAGUGGAUCCCAAGUUGCCCACAAACCCUUCCUGACCUUUCACGGAGUGAAAUUUGAAAUCUCAGAAGUGGGAAACUUCUUAAUCAAUUUCAUUAACUAGCUAUGAUCAAAUCAUAAGACUGUUCCUCAGAACAGGACAUUAUCCUAACUUGUUUAAAGACACAUUUUAGGGUUAUCUGCUGCCUCCCCACCACCACCACCCUUUUAGUUGUAUUAUUGAAAUUUAGUUGAAAGAAGGAAAGGAGAUUCCCAGGGUCAAUACUGGCCCAAAGAGAAUCUGGGGGAAUUAAAGAAGGUACUCCUUAAGACACUUUAGUGCCCUCUACUGGAAAAUAGUUGCAAGAAAUGUAAAAUCUACACUGUGAUGCUAGUGGUGCCUGUAUAGAUGUGGUUGGUGCCUUUCUGCUGUGUACACCUAUCCAACACCUAUUAGGUGUCAGCCUUGAGUGCUCUUUCCCCUUUUCUUCUCUUCUGCCCUCUCCUAGCCGAAUCCGAUGCCGGUACUUCACACGCGGGCAUGGCCACUGCCCCUUCAAGUCUGACUGUAUUUACCUACACCAGCUCCGGGAUAAGGCUCUGACUUCUGAUCCUCCCCGGACUGCGAGUAUGCAGUUGGCCUCUGGCAGUGAGGUGGUAACAGCAAGAUUAUGGAGCAGGGGAGGCUGCUGGUCAUGAUUUAUAAUAAAUGUAAAACCUAUAUAUCAUGUUCAUGAUAAUAACAGUACCCACUUAGAUGUGGUACCAUUGUGACAUCCUGCCCAACCUUGUGUGUCAGCCUUGAUUCCCCUGUUCCUGGAGCAGUUCAGGUUGAACAUGAUGGGUUUUUACUAAUGUCCUUCUCUACUCCCAGGUGCUGGGCUUGACAACCUUCCUAGGGGGCACUGAGCCAGAGGAUGAAGUGUUCUUCAUGGACUGUGCCCUGGCCAUGGCCUGCUUGGGUUCAGAACUCCUACUGGAUCCCAACAGUUCUUACCACAGCCUCCUGUAAUCAGCAUCAACAGUGUGGGGCAGGGGUAGAAGGGGCUGAGGGGUAGGGGUUGCUUGGUGGUAGGUCUCUUCCCUUCUGGGGCUUGGUGGGGAUGAAAGUAGCAAGCCCUCCACCUCCAUGAACUGCAGCAGUGGCACAGCUGGGGAACAUGGGGAGGAGUGGAGGGCUCUUGGGAAAGAGGAAGGUUCUCAUCUUCUUGCCAGGGACUUGGUUUUUAACUUUGCUCUUUUGUAGAAUUCUGAAAGAAAAACCAAUAAAAUGCAACUAAGCUAUCA
This is a messenger RNA of Manis javanica (Malayan pangolin), 4336 nucleotides long. The record is from RefSeq and is a predicted model, not a curated record. NCBI's taxonomy places the organism in Eukaryota, Metazoa, Chordata, Mammalia, Pholidota, Manidae.